Neolamprologus brichardi is the source of this 2963-nucleotide messenger RNA. The record is from RefSeq and is a predicted model, not a curated record. Lineage: Eukaryota; Metazoa; Chordata; Actinopteri; Cichliformes; Cichlidae.
UCUUCGCCUCUCCUUUAGUUUUGGACAAUGAUGAGGACAUCAAGCAGCUCAACAAAGAGAUUAAUGACCUUAAUGAAUCCAACAAUGAAAUGGAGGCUGACAUGGUCAACCUGCAGACUCAGAUCUCCUCUAUGGAGAAGAACCUGAAAAGCAUUGAGCACGAGAAUAAGAUGAUUGAGGAGCAGAAUGAGGCUCUGUUCAUGGAGCUGUCUGGUCUGAGCCGAGCCCUCAUCCGCAGCCUGGCUAAUAUCCGUCUGCCGCACAUGCAGGAGCCAAUCACAGAGCAGAACUUUGACAGAUACAUCAGCACCCUGACUGACAUGUACACCAACAAGGACUGCUUCCAGAGCCCCGAGAACAAGGCUCUGCUGGAGAGCAUCAAUAAAGCUGUGAAGGGCAUCAAGGUUUGAGGCUCCACACAUACAAAUGGAGAACGCAAACUGUCCCAAAGUGCAGAGAACGCGGUGGAGGUGGAGUCAGGAAGGAGAGAGGUUGAAAUGCUCUAUGAUAUAUCGAAAUAUGAUUCAAAAACAAAAAAAGGGAAUUCAGGUUAUUUAAGUAAAUGGCAACUUAAAAAAAUCAACCCAGGGAGCACUCUGUUGAAGAAAAGUGACGCGGACCAAAAUCCACAUCAUGCUGCUGCUGGGAUUCAAAGGAGGAACUAGAAGAAGAUCCAUGUUACUAGAAGCUGUAUCUGGGGGUUUAAAUAUACUGUAUGUUUACCUGUUGUCUCUUUUGUGUCCUUAACUGUUUUUCGGAGAGGGUUUCGCAACUGGUCAGUCAGUUUUUUAGCAUUUCUCCUCGGCCGGAACACUGAGACAGGCGAGGCUCGAGUAUUGCUCGCCAGAGCCCGGAGACAGGAAGAGGAGUACUAACUGGAGCAGAAGACUCCCAACGCCACUGUCUCCUGUAGCAUUCUCUAUGGCAAGCAUCUGCAGCUCUGAAAAUCUCUCUGAUCCAUAACCAUACUCGCACCACACCCCCCGGCAUGCACCAAACUGAAUGUGCGUUUGCUUGGUGGUAUUACUGCAGCAAUCAUCAGUGGGGAAAAAAAACCUCAUCAAGCAAGGUCGCGAGUUAGAUUUAAACGCUGCAGACCCCCCCCACCCAAUGAAAUGAUAGUAAUAGUGUGCACACAUUUCGAAUUCAGUUAGUCAUAUCUAUAGUACUUAUCAGCCUAGGAAUUGCACUUCAUUUCAAUGACUAGUUUUUGUGGUACAACAAUUAUUGUUAUAUAUGAAUUAUUUAUAUCUGUGAACUUUUAAAUUGUAACUUAUUGCCAUUUAUGUUAUUGAGGUUUAUUUAUUUGAAGCAAUCUAUUUAUUAACUUUGUUUAGUGAAACACACACAAUGCAUCUUUACUGAUUAUCAAGGUCAAAAAGCAAUUUGCAGAUGUCGUACGUCAAUAUUUUAAAAGUCUAUAUAGAUAAAUGACAAGGCAUAGUUUGUUUUGGAGUACUUUUUAAAAAUCCUUUUUAAGUGCAAAUAUUUUAUAAUAGACUCAAAUUUUUUUUGAUAAUUUUACAGUAAAAAAAAAUAUUUUUUUGGCUUGUUGCUCUUGUUUUCCUCGUUUUUAUUUUGUUUGUGUUCUUUCUGUUACAUUAAAAAACACAGAUGAGGAGAUGAAAACAAAAAGAAAGUAUGUAUUUAUUAUUUAUUUAAUAUGAAAGAAAUUGACUGAUAUGGCUGUAUAUUUAUUUUGUUAUUUAUGUGCGUGAUGUGACAGUUGAGUCUGAGUAGUCUUAAAGAUCCUCUGCUAAUAUUUAAAUAAAGAACAAAAAAAUAAAUAAAAUCAAUUCAAAUACUGUUUGAUUGCUUAGGCAUAGAUGUACCAGCAGCUGAUUGUUAAAAAAACAAAACAAAACAAACAAACAAAAAAAAUACUCAAAAGCAAUCACUUUCACUAUCCGCUCUCUGAGUGUUUGCUUUUGUCAGGUGAUGAGAACAAUUUGUAGAGGAAUUUAAAAAAAUGUUACCUCUCCCAAGCGCUUUGUAGCAGCCAGAAGUGGCUCACCCACAAUCUCUGUGAUGUACCAUGGCUGUUUAAGUAACGGUUUUGAAUUCUUUACAUCAGUGCAGUGGUACAUGUGUAGAGCUCUAUUCCAGCAGUGUUUUAGUCUGGAUGUACGAGUCUAAAACACACACAGCGACAUAUCCAACCCUCGAGGAUACUGUAGGAUGGCCUCCUUUGACAAACUUUUAUCAGAUAAACAUACACACCCUUGUAGCCUUACUCUAGAUUUUAAUUUUUUGAUGCACAAAGUGCCACUAAAAAAUAAAUAAAUAAAGGAGAAGAAGAGAACUCACUUUCUUUCCUGACUCUUCGCAUUUCUGCAAUGUAACAAUGUCUGGUCCUGAGGAGACCACAGCAUCGAAAGAGUGGUGAUUGUUUCAGAUGCCUUUAUUUCUCUGCCAAGAUGGCCAUAAGUACACUAUAUAUACAUUCUGUAUAAAUAGAUUUUAAAGAUGCUAUAUAUAUACAUAUAUAUAUAUAUAUGAAUAUAAACAUACAUAUAUUUUUACAGUGUAAUUGUUGACUUGCUCUUCUUCUUCUUCUCUUGUAUAUCCUUAUCAAAAGAUCACUAGCUUAUUUGAAAGAGAAAUGAGGAGGGAUUAUCAGUAGGAGGCAGUUACACCUUAAUUAAUAUCACUAAGACCUGCUCAACUGUGGCUUUAAACAUACCAUUGAGUCAAAGCUGAAGGCGAUGAUACAGUACAAUACUUUGGAAGUGUUCUCAUAGGAUUCCUUUUUUUAAAUUUUCUUUUUCCUUGUCUGUCCCUGAUCCAGAAAUGUCAGAAACAUCUCCUGUAUGUUGUACUACUGAAUCUGAGAAAUGAAACCAUCAGUUUAGAUGGUUGGCUCUUUGUUCCUAAGUGUCAUGUGAGUUCAUGUAUGAAAAAAAAAAUUGAGAAAAAAAAAAACACACACAAAAAAAAAAAUGGUGAUGCCUCUGAGUAAUGCG